This is a messenger RNA of Closterium sp. NIES-65, 2298 nucleotides long. The record is from the annotation of a GenBank genome assembly. NCBI's taxonomy places the organism in Eukaryota, Viridiplantae, Streptophyta, Zygnematophyceae, Desmidiales, Closteriaceae.
AUGGUUCGUCGAACCGCUUAUAAGCGACCGGCGGCGAGGGGAGACAGCCAACCGGCGAGAGGAGACAGCCAAACGGCGAGAGGAGACAGCCAACCGGCGAGGGGAGACAACCAACCGGCGAGGGGAGACAGCCAACCGGCGAGGGGAGACAGCCAAACGGCGAGAGGAGACAGCCAACCGGCGAGGGGAGACAGCCAAACGGCGAGAGGAGACAGCUCGGCGCAUGCCCAUCAUCUCACGAGCGAUUCGUGCGUGACGGCCAUGAGUAACUCACCCACGGACGGCCCGGUACUGACUCGGCCGCAGAAGUGGCGUGCCGCAGCCGCAUGCAGAAGGGAGCUACUGAACGCGCUGCGGCAGUGGGCGGCAAAGGUGAGGCCGAGAGAGGCCGAGGCGGAGCUGCUGGCGAGCCCCCACUUGCAGCUCACUCGCGAAGCAGACUCCGCCGUGCUGCUGUGCUCCGCGGCCUGGCGGCGGGCGGCACUGGCGCGAGCGGCAGCGAGUGGGAACGUGCGGAGGUCGUUGAGGCGGAACGCGACGACGCUGGCGCGGAUAGAAGCGGGCGUGGAUGCUGUGUGCCGCGGGGUGCGCGAGAUAGAGGCUAGACUGGUCGGCGAGUGCGGUGGCAAGGGCAACGCGGGUGGCCAGGGUGGGAAGGUGCUGGUAGCUGAAGCAGGAGGCGCAACAGGAGCGGGAGCAGGAGCGGGAGCAGGAGCAGGAGCAGGAGCAGGAGCAGGAGCAGGAGCAGGAGCAGGAGCAGGAGCAGGAGCAGGAGCAGGAGCAGGAGCAGGAGCAGCAGCAGGAGCAGGGGCAGGAGCAGGAGCAGGAGCAGCGUCCAGAGAAGCAGCAGUAGCUAAGUGCAGCACGUGGCCUGAGGCGUGCUGGCCUGUGCCUCACAUGCCCUUCUCCGAUGUCAUGGCCAGCAGGGCGCGCAAGUUCCUCGUAUUCGCCUACUCCGACGAGCAGCUCUCCAACACGCGCUCUCACCUUGCAGAGGCCGCCCGCUUCGCCCAAGCCACCAACCGCACGCUCGUGCUGCCCAAGCUAUACCACUCCAUCGCUUCCCAAUGUACCACUCCCCUUGGUGCCCAAAGCACCACUCUGCAUGUUUCACUACACACUCUCUCCUGUCUCCCGCCUCUUCUGCUUAUGUUUCCCCUUCCUCUCUGUGGGCCUCCCCUUCCUUUGCUGUCUUUCAAAUCCCCACUUUAUCAUUCCAUUCCCCCCCCAACCCCUCUCCUCCUCUCCCCUCCUCCCCGUCUCCCCCUCUCCCCCUCUCCUUCCUCUCCCCGUCGCAACCAUGGCAGCCAGUCGCAGCCGCCUCUCACUCGCACAUUCCCUGCCACUCUGCACCUACUUAAACCUGUCUCGUCUCAAAACCCACUGGAUCUCCCUUCCUCAGUCCUCUUCCCCUCCUCCCCCACAUGCAAAUCACCGCAGGCCAGUCGCAGCCGCCUCUCACUCGCACGUUCCCUGCCACUCUGCACCUACUUCAACCUAUCUCAUCUCAACGCCCACUGGAUCUCGCCCGACCUCUUCCUGCUCCUCGCUAGAGCCGCUCUCGACCUCCCCUUUGCUGCUGCUGCACCUGGCGCCACCCCGCGGUACACGGACGUGCUGGUGUGGAUGAAGAGCACCUUCGGUGUGGUGGACUUUAACCCUCCCACCAGCGCCAUCUCGUUCCAGAUGCUUCCAUACAGCCGGGCGUGGCACGCCAUGGCCCAUCGAGCCAUGACCCGCCUUCCCCAGCGGUACAUUGCGGCGCACAAGCUAGUGCGAAGAGGCUUCAAGGCGGAGGCAGGCGUGCUGGAGGAGCUGAUGACGGGGUGCAUGGAAGCGGCGCGCGAUCUCAUCAACGACAUGAAGCGCCGCCACAACAUCUCUGCCGUCUUCAUCGCCGCCGACGUGCCAUUUGACGACAAGGCGGGCAGCGUGGUGCGGUCGGACUCGUGGAAAGAGACCACGUGGAAGUUUCAAGGGCAAGAGAGGGUGCUGCAGGCCCCACAGGAGAAGCUGCGGUGGCUGAGGGAGCAGGUGGCGGGGACUGUGAUGGUGGACGAGCUCUUGCCCGCCAUCAACCAGUAUGACCUCGGCAUCGUGGCCAUAUUGGACAAGCUUCUGUGCGCACAUGCCCAUGCGUUCCUGGCUGGAUCCAACAUAUGCGGGGGAGGCCAUGGCUUUGAGCAGGACAUUACUACCCACAGGGUUCACUUCAACAAGACUUACCUCCACAGAUGGGUCUCACAGACAGACGAGCUUCUAUGGCACUCAAAUGCCAGCUCUGCACGUGUAGCGUAA